This is a messenger RNA of Cercospora beticola, 1377 nucleotides long. The record is from RefSeq and is a predicted model, not a curated record. NCBI's taxonomy places the organism in Eukaryota, Fungi, Ascomycota, Dothideomycetes, Mycosphaerellales, Mycosphaerellaceae.
CUAUGACAAUCUUCAAGAAGCACUCGCUUCGCGCGGGUAACACAACACGGACAAGAGCUUCUGAGCUCACGCUCAAGCAAUCGAUCUACCCAUUGGCAUUGCACUUCCAAAACACACUUGGCAUCACAAAGGCACGAUCCAGCGGUCUGCAAGCCGCGUAUUUUGGAGCGUAUCCGCUCGCCUCCCUUGGCCACGCAAAUUGGCUUCUGCGCCAUUACGGAUUCAAGAUCGUCUUCAUCUGGGGUCUUUUUUUAUAUGGAGUGGGCGCCCUCAUUGCAUGGCCGUGCAUCCUGUAUCGAUCCUUCGGCGGCUUCUGUGCGGCAACCUUCAUCAUCGGAAAUGGUCUCGGCUCGCUGGAAACGGCUGCAAAUCCAUACAUCACGAUUUGUGGACCUCCCAGAUAUUCUGAGCUCAGAAUCAACUUUUCGCAGGCAUUCAAUGGUAUUGGCACCGUCGUAGCUCCAGUCCUGGGAUCCUAUGUCUUCUUCAAGGAUACUGGAGAUAACACAGACUCCCUCAAGAGCGUGCAGUGGGUCUAUCUAGCCAUCGCUUGCUUCGUCUUCCUGCUCGCGGUAGUGUUCUACUUCAUUACCCGAAAUUACGGAUGCAGACAUGGCAUUCCAAGCCGAAGAAACCCACGCCAAUGCUGCCGUCAAACCAUUCUGGCAGCAAUAUCGCCUGUUCCAUGCCGCUUUUGCUCAAUUCUGCUACACAGGAGCACAAGUUGCGAUCGCGAGCUACUUCAUCAAUUAUGUUGCCGAAACGACAGACUACAACGACUCCCAAGCAGCCCAGCUACUCGCAGGUGCUCAAGGAGCUUUCACCGCCGGUCGCUUCGCUGGAGUCUUCAUCAUGAAAUAUGUCAAAGCUCGCUGGGUCUUCCUAGCUUAUCUCAGUUUGGCCAUCGUAUUCAUCUCGCCGUCGAUUGGUGUGCACGGAAACGCAGGAAUUGCAAUGCUAUACCUUACCCUCUUCUUCGAAUCUAUCAUCUUCCCAACCAUCGUCGCGCUGGGAAUGCGUGGCCUAGGAAAAUACUCCAAACGCGGCUCUGGUUUCAUCGUCGGAGGAGUCGCCGGCGGAGCCGUUGUGCCUCCAGCUCUAGGAGGAGCAGCAGACGCCUCGUCCACCGCCCACGCCAUGUCCGUCCCUCUAGCCUUCUUCGUCCUCGCCUGGUCUUACUGCUUCGCCGUAAACUACAUUCCAGCAUACAGAGAUCCCAUUGAUAUGCUCGGCCAAGCAGAUAUCGGAUUGAGAGACAACCCGACCAUUAGCGAUGAGGAGAAACUCGGGAACAGCGACAGAGAAGCAGAGGUCGGCAAGAACGAGGUCGUGCAUCAUGAAUCGGCCACGCCAGAAGUCACUGAGACGAAGAGGUAA